Durusdinium trenchii is the source of this 550-nucleotide messenger RNA. The record is from the annotation of a GenBank genome assembly. NCBI's taxonomy places the organism in Eukaryota, Dinophyceae, Suessiales, Symbiodiniaceae.
GGAAGAAUGGCCGAACUGACGGUUUGCUUGUGGCUCAAAAUAGAGAGGAUCACAUGUGUUGGUUCGGUGCCUCCCGAGUGACCGAGUGCAGGGGAACUACCACAGCCCGGAGAACCAGAGUCCAGAGACGUAGCGAUCAACAACGUAUUGAUUGGACACCGAUGAGAUGGAGCGGGGCGAGCUGCGCCAUGGCGCCAAGCGUGGGGUUUUCUUCGAUUUCGACUCGACGAUGACGACUCCCAUCAAGCUUCCCCGCUUCCACAGGCACGCGAUCGCCGACAGCCCCGAGAUCUUCGCGUCAAUGACUCCGCAGGAGAUCUUAGCAAACUUUGGUGGUCGCCCACGGCUUCAGCGCAUGGGGAAGCUCCUGCAGGCUCUGACCGAAGCUGGCUGCGAAUUGCUUCUUGACGCUGACUGCGCCGUACACGUCAUUUCUGCGGAUGAUCCGGUCUCGCCGCGUGAGACCCUUUUUCUUAGGCGCUUAGGAACGGGGCUCGAGACGGUCUGGAUGUGGCGAAUGGCCCGAUGCGUGCGUGCGAGGAACGGUCUG